AUGUUCUUGAUGGAUGAAGUUGACGAUGAACCAGCAGCUGCUCAUGGCCAGAAGGUUCAAUUGCAGGUCGAGGAACAAAAAAACAUGCAUCGUACCUGGGAUGAUGUCGGCGGGCAGGAUUCAGGAGUGAUCGUCAUCUUCGUUGCAAUGCUCGUCGUGGUUGGUGCUGUUAUUGGAGGUGCCGUUAGGCAUCGUGAGGAUGAGGCCAACAGCUGGGUUGAGGCAUCCGUCAUUAAGAAGAAAAAGACGGAUGUGGCACCAUCCCAAAUGACUGCUCGUUCCUCAUUCAACAGAGCAGAAGACCAAGAUUGGAGCUUUGAAGAAGAGGAGGGAAGUGAAGACAAGUCAUCCAACGACAAUUUGGCUGGCGCUAAUGAAGAAGGGCAUCAAGACUCUGAUAAGGAUGAACUUGACUCUAUGGAAUCGGCAGAUAGGGAUGCAGUAUUGGCGUCUGAAGCACCCGUUAUUUGCCCACAUGCGGAAAGACAACCCCAGACACUCUUCAACGACGAUGAUGAUGACAUUCUCGAGGCCACGUCAACCUCACACAUAAGCACCAGCGCCCUUCACCGUCACUCAAGCCAAGCUCGGUCCAUCUCCAGCCCAUCUGAACAUCUGGAUAUCAAUCUACCUGCUGUUACGGACGAUUAUGAUAUGCUGAUUGAGGAUCAGAAUCGUAAUGAGCAGGAGUCAGAUCUCGAAGACCAUAUCAGAGCCUCUCAACAAACAACGCGAAGGGAAUAUAGAACUCAGGGUCCUCAGUCAAACCAACCUCUUGUAACAUAUCAGAAGGUUAGUAAUGCGGCUCGGUAUGAAUGUAAACUGAUUCGAUACUUCUCCAGGUCUGAGAAAACAGAAACUUCGACGUCAAUCUGCGAUCGACUCGCACAACUCUGCCACCCAACCAAUGGAGCUCAAAGCCCAAGAAAUCAGCUCAUCAAGAGAACUUUGAGAACGAGCUCAAACACCAGUGCUGAAGGACACCAAGAAGGGGAAGACAAACGCGAGUCGGAAGCCCAAGCACUGUACAAGAAGGUUCCACCACAUCAAAGUCAGCAUCUCUUCACUUCGUCAAUCAGAGAACUGCCAGAUGAGCAUGAGCUACCUCCUGGGCUUGUUGCGCUUGCCACAACUACUAUUACGGCUGUUCUUCGUGACUGGAAAACUGGGGAAAAACAUGCUCAGAACUUUGAGGGAAAUAUGUUCCACCGCACAUAUAUGAGCAAUAUUGAAUGGAUGGCAGCGGUGUGA
This is a messenger RNA of Marasmius oreades (fairy-ring Marasmius), 1251 nucleotides long. RefSeq lists its product as uncharacterized. The transcript has 8 exons. The coding region runs from base 1 to 1251 and encodes 416 amino acids. Lineage: Eukaryota; Fungi; Basidiomycota; Agaricomycetes; Agaricales; Marasmiaceae. The record is from RefSeq and is a predicted model, not a curated record.